AUUCUGCGACGCUAGUUUAAGCGUUCAUGGAAACGUGACAGCAAAGUUUGUGCAGUAUUGCCAUCAGGUUUGGAUGAGUGAAUAUUAGAAGAACUUGGCGUGUUAUCGGGAAAAACAUCAUUGUGGAAGCCAAAAUGGCUUCGUCAAUGCCACAGAAGCGUUACUACAGACAGCGAGCACAUUCAAAUCCGAUGGCACAUCAUACAUUUGAUUAUCCUGUGUCUCCUGAGGAGAUGGAAUGGCACACGCUAUAUCCACAGUUUUUCACGGGGGUGCAGUCGCCUCAAGAAACUCCACAAGUUGAGUUUGCAGACAUUGGAUGUGGAUACGGGGGACUUUUGGUGGAGUUAUCUCCACUUUUCCCAGAUAAACUUAUGCUGGGAUUGGAGAUCAGGGUGAAGGUGUCCGAUUAUGUCCAGGAUCGUAUUAAGUCAUUGCGUGAGACCAAUCCAGGAAACUACCAGAAUAUUGCCUGCCUUCGCAGCAACGCCAUGAAGUAUCUUCCCAACUUUUUCAAGAAAGGACAGCUCUGUAAGAUGUUCUUCCUAUUCCCGGACCCUCAUUUUAAGAAGACCAAGCACAAAUGGAGGAUCAUCAGUCCCACGUUGUUGGCAGAGUAUGCCUACACACUGAGAAUCGGCGGUUUAGUCUACACCAUCACAGAUGUGGAGGAGGUCCACCUUUGGAUGGUGAAGCACUUCAGUGAACAUCCGUUAUUUACACAGGUCCCCGAUGAAGAGCUGGUAGAUGAUGUCAUCAUUCCUCGCUUGGGUAUUUGCACAGAGGAGGGAAAGAAAGUGCAGCGCAACAAAGGGCAAAAUUUUCGGGCUAUUUUCCGGAGGAUUGAAGAUCCAAAUGCAGAAAAAAAUAUCUAGGACAUUUCAUAGAAACCGAAGAACAGAUGCUUGCUCCGUUCUUGGUACAACAUGGAGGAUUAAGCAGCUUUGCUGAUUUGACAGGUGGAUGUUUUCUCCAUUACAAUAUCAUGUGUAUUUUUAGGGUCUAACCUUGAGUUUCUUUCUCUGAAUGUUUGUUUUUUUAAUUUUAAAUGUUUCCUGUAAAUCAUGAUGCAAAACCCAAUACCUUUAUCAUUGUCGUACCCUUAUCAUACAGUGAUAA
Molecule: messenger RNA, 1119 nt
Organism: Corythoichthys intestinalis (scribbled pipefish)
Lineage: Eukaryota; Metazoa; Chordata; Actinopteri; Syngnathiformes; Syngnathidae
Gene: mettl1
Product: methyltransferase 1, tRNA methylguanosine
Exons: 6
Coding region: 135-875 (246 amino acids)
Biological process (GO): tRNA methylation; RNA (guanine-N7)-methylation
Cellular component (GO): tRNA methyltransferase complex
Molecular function (GO): tRNA (guanine(46)-N7)-methyltransferase activity
Source: RefSeq, a predicted model, not a curated record